GUCCACGCGGUCUCUGAGAAGAAAAUAGGAGAUCCGAGGUAGCACGACCGCCUGUUACACGGUCAUCAGUGAUCGGCGCAGUUCCGAACCUUUAGGACGCAAUCCGAGGAUUUUUGUUGGGGACGAUUUUGCAGUUUAUUUGACGGCUUCUCGUACGUGAAGAUCAAAAAGUUUUAUAACCGGCCGUUCAAAACUACGGGACGCCAUAGGGAUACAUUUAACUGCAAACCGACAGUUUUCAUUUUUGCAGCUACACUCUAGGUGCCAGCACAGCGUUCACGAAACUCAGUGGCCCGACAGAGAUAGAAAACAGUUUAACAAACCUGACCGGUACUUAAGCAAGUGCAGCGCAAACGCCAGAGCGCUCGGAUUUUUUUGUCUUCAAGAAAACAUCCAAGUAUGGGAGAGAGGACCCGACCGUGUGAAACUUUAGAGAUAACUUAAGUAAAACAGGGCGAGGUGGCGUCGUCAUCAUCCCGGUGAAAGGAACCAUUAUUUUACUUAGUAGCCUCUAUUGAUUUGGAGUGAGUCAGCCCUUGGCGUUCUGGGAUAUAGGGGAGAGAUAAUGCACCGAGGCAGUCACCGUGAGUGAGAAGUUAGCGUUAACUCAAGUUCUCGGAUAUUGAGGGGGAAAGUGUGCGGAGUCAGUCACUUUGUGGAUACAUUCAAUUUGGUGCGGUGUCUCAUCCCUCGUUAAAUGUGUUAAGAUAACUCGAGGCAAAAAUUAAGGCGUAUGUCGACACUAAUAGAUGGUUUAAUCCUAUCAUCGAGAGACACCGUAUAAAAAUAAGCGUUUAUUGAGGUGAAAUCUUGGAUGGUUUCUUAGAAGUAAAAAAACCUGUAUGUUGUGACUUCGUUAAAAGGGAACAUUUGUAGUAAUACCACAAGCAUUUGAAUUAUUGGAACUUGAAAGGAAAAACUUUAAAAAUAACAGCAUUUAGGUUGUUUAAACAGCAGUAACAUUGCUAAUAGCGAAGAGCAUUAGCCAGAUCAACAGUUGCUACCUCUACCAAAGAAACAAGCACACAGAGCGUUCGUCCUACCAGUGACAACGUGACAGUAUCGGUCGCCCAUGUAAGCAAUAACAACAUGGGUUUAACAUUAUUUGAACGCUGAAACAUUACUCGGAAACAAAACGGGAAAUUUACCAGGAGUAAUAACACGUGGGUCUAUUUUUAUUUGAUUUUCACGCCAUUCACAGGAAUCAAGGAUUAAGUCAGGUGAAAGACACGUUUAUCCAUUGCCUGCUUUUGACUUCCAGGAAAAUUUCCAGGAAUAUUCUUGCACAACGGUGCUGAUGACGCUUAACCUAGGCCACUCUAAGUAAAUGAUAAUUAAAAUGAAUCGGCGUGGACUUUACUAUUUAAUACUUUUAUUUAUACUCAUGAACAUUGUGAUGGGAAGAUUCAGGGGGAACUCUUUCGACAGGGAUGGCGAUGAAGAUGAUGAGGAAAACGAGAAUGACGACACAUCGGCGCCAAUCAGGGUGAAUCCCCAGCUCAGUUGGAGCAACUUUGUCAGCCAUUCAAAAAACCCAAAAGCAGAUAAAAGACAGAAGAAAAAAGGACGAGUGCUGGGUAUUACUGGCCCCCCUGGUCCACCCGGACCCCCAGGACCCCCGGGACCCGCGGGAGCAGCAGUCACCAAAGACAUCUUAAUGAAGGAGUUCAAAGACAUGGUGAAAGAGGUGGCAGAGAGGCGAGCAGAGCAGCUUCUUGCCGUGCGAAUACGAGUCAUGUGUCCCGGAUGUCAGCGAAGCAACUACACGGGGGCGCCACUGGGUCCAGGCAUGUUUGAUCUUGAUGAGGUCACGGUCAUACCAAAAAUAAGCGCGGGCUUCCACUGUCGUCUGCGGAACGCUGUUUCAGUGUCCAGUAAAACAUUCUUAGAAUUAAAAAGAUUUCAAAUGCCAUUUGGCGGCGGUGCCUUUCAAAGAGGUGACGUAUUUGAUUCUAAAGAGGGCCGCUUUACGGCACCACGUGACGGAAUAUACCAGUUCUCUUCCAACAUUCACUUCCGGCACGAUGGUCACAAAAAAGGCAAAAAACGGAGAUUACGGAAAAGGGAUAGCAUCCGAGUGCUGAUAUGCAUCGAGUCAUUAUGUCAAAAGCAUACCUCACUGGAAUACACCACGGGGUUAGAGAGUAACAGUCACGUGUUCACCGUUAGCCUGAACGGUUUGCUGCAGCUUCAGAAAGGCCAAUACACCUCUGUCUACGUGGACAACGCGUCAGCCAGGGACAUUUUCGUGCAGGGGGGCUCAGACUUUACCGGCGUAUUAAUUGGCGUAUAGUGAUAAAUGUGAUGCAAAUUGGCACAUCUACUACUGUUGCAUUUCUGGCGUACUGUUUGGCGUGCAUGGGAAACAAUAAAAAUGUUAGUCACAGCUACCGGCGUGGUGUUCUAAGUGGCGUACUUGGACAACUGUAGGAUCGCCAUAUAUACUGUAAUGACGUCACAGCUGGACACACUGCCUGAUUGUGACUAUUGGGAUCUGCAAUGACUGAUGGUGUGUAAAUUGGACUAUGAUUCAAUUUUGAUAUCAUCGUAUUCAUGCAAAGAUACUUUUUACAUGAGGAUUUCUUAAUGUUAUCUGACUAUAUGACAGCACUGCCUACCACAAUGACGUCAGAGUAGAAGAAAUUGAUGCAUGAUGACAAUCGUGAUAUUGUGACAUCUUCACGAUAGAUUCACUGGCGGUAUCUUAUAGUGAGAAUACUGAUUUUGCCACAUUGACUGCAAUGUCACAAUGGUCGUAUCAAUCAUCCUACACGGCACAAGUAACAGGAGUUACCACGUUAGCUUCAUGGAAGCAGAUGUUGGUUAAUGAGAUGUGGAGUGACGUCACAUUUGCUGUAGUGACAUCAUCGAAUGACGUCACAUCUAUCUCCAAGAUGUCACAUGUACCGAUGCCACUUGUAACAUGAUGCAAUACCAUUGUCACAUUCGAGACGACGUCAAUUUUAACAAAAUGUGUAUAAUUUGAAACAGACAAUGAAUAGUCCGUGGAAAUGAUGAACGAGGAUUCUUAAGGAGAUUUACUUUAUCAGAGGCUUGGAGCAGCCAUAAAUCUGCAAUAAAAUUCCCUUUAUACUGGCUUUUGAAGCAGUUCAGAUACAACGAAGGGAGAAAAUGGAAAUUGAACUUUACUUAAGACCCAAUACGAAUGUUCAGAGAUCUUAGUUCAGCAGUUUCAGUGUCGUGAAUAGCCAUCUUAUUAAUUCUUUCAAAAUGCUAGAAUUUCAUUUCGACAAUUGUAACGCGAAAAGCUUUUGACUGACUGCUAAGACAAUGAAGAAAGGCACACUGAUACACGGAUUAACGAUCAUGGUUGUGGCACAGAGACACGUGCUUUGCAAGUGUCGCAAGUAUAUUAUAGGAACUCGUCCGUGGGCAAUGAGGCUAUGCAAUUGUCAUGCAUAAACUCCUAACUGUAUAUGUGCAUGCAAUACUCUCCAGAUUUCACAAAGAAGAAACAGUACACACGUUCUCAAAAUCUGCGGCAAUGUCAUUACUUCAGGUUCUUUUCAAGCCAAUGGCAUAUCGACGCGGAUCAUGUGAUGGAUUGUUGGGACUCAACAAAGUCACAUGGUAUUUGCCUGUCAAGUUCACUGAACAGCCUAAAUAGCUA
Lingula anatina is the source of this 3631-nucleotide messenger RNA. Its product is annotated as adipolin-like. The record is from RefSeq and is a predicted model, not a curated record. Gene Ontology annotation, molecular function: hormone activity. Lineage: Eukaryota; Metazoa; Brachiopoda; Lingulata; Lingulida; Lingulidae.